Molecule: messenger RNA, 3296 nt
Organism: Oncorhynchus masou masou (cherry salmon)
Lineage: Eukaryota; Metazoa; Chordata; Actinopteri; Salmoniformes; Salmonidae
Product: G2/M phase-specific E3 ubiquitin-protein ligase-like
Exons: 15
Coding region: 614-2740 (708 amino acids)
Cellular component (GO): nucleus
Molecular function (GO): ubiquitin-protein transferase activity
Source: RefSeq, a predicted model, not a curated record
AAAUAAUCGAGUAUCCCAUUGGUUCCUUCAUGAACCACACCCCUCGAACAUCCCUUUUGUUCCUGCAUGACCCCCCCUCAUGCUUGUGUGAAACUUUUAGAUGUGGGACAAAAGGGAAAUACAAGUAUUCUCUUUGCGUUUUUUGUGCCCCUGCCUGCUGUGUACCGGUGUCCUCCUUAGGUUCCGGGAGCGAAGGACACUGGGUCCUUCGCUCCCGCCAGCUGAGCACUUGCCCUCGUCAUCGUUAACAGAACUGCGGGAUAACUGCCCGACAAGAGGGGGCGGUAGCUAGCAACGGUUGUCCAGCCCUCUUCUCUGGAGUUUAUCGGCGGUUGGUAUCCAACGUUAUGGUGCAUUACUGGAUCUAGGUUACUGGACCUAUAAAAGGAGGGAUUGAACGCCCAUAAUUGCGGGUUGCAGUUACACCCUUCUCGCUGCAUGCUCAUCCGACACCAGAGCUAACAUACCCGGAGAGUUGGUCCUGGCACACCUGCAUAAAGUAAACAAUGGAGCCAAUGUAUUCCCAGACAGUUUCACAUGCAAAUAGCUAUGCUUGUCUGUAGUGCCCAAGGCAAUUUUCAUGUGAAGAAUCAAGGUCCUCUUACUCUUAAAAAUGAAGAGGAGCAUUCAGAGAUCCAAGCAGGAAUACUUAGACCGUUGUGCACUUUGUAAAUGCAGUGAGAAUUGUCCAGACAGAUAUGGCGAGAAGAUCACACUUAAGUCACAGGAACUCACUGUGCACUACUUUUGCCUGCUGAUGUCAAGCGGCGUGUAUCAGCGUGGAGAGGAAAACGAAGGGAUCUAUGGCUUCUUGGUGGAUGAUAUUAAACAGGAGGUUCGCAGAUCCUCCAGACUAAAAUGUGCAGUCUGCAAGAAGAAUGGUGCUUCAGUUGGGUGCUACGUCAAAAGCUGCCAGAAAAAGGUCCAUUUUCCAUGUGGCAAACAACACCAAUUCAUCUUUCAAUUCACAGAUUUAUUUCCGUCCUACUGUAAGGAUCACAGUCCCACCCAGUCCUUGCCAGUGUCUGCUUGUGUCAGUGAGCCUAUGUCCUGCUCAGUCUGUCUGGACCCCAUAGAGCCUGUCCUCUCCUACUCCAUUCUCAAGUGUCCUGCCUGCCAUGGCAGCUGGUUUCACAGAGACUGUGUGCAGAACCAGGCUCAUAGUGCUGGCAUGUUCUUCUUCAGAUGCACUCUGUGCAACAACAAGGACAUGUUCCAGCAGGAGAUGCUCCAGAUGGGAGUCCACAUACCUGAGAGAGAUGCAGCCUGGGAGCUGGAAGAAAAUGCCUAUGGAGAGUUAUUGCAGGUGUACCAGCACUGUGAUGCCAAAAAAUGUCUCUCCCACAGUGGUCGGACAUAUUCUUCACGCACUGGAUGGUUUCAAAUUCUGCGCUGUGCCCUCUGUGGCUCAAGUGGCACCCAUCGAAAAUGUGGUUCCCUCAAACUUGACGAGACUAACUGGGCUUGUGAGGACUGUGUAGGAGCUGUGGAUGGGACAGCUUCACUCCCCAGACACACUGACUCUCCACAGCCCGGUGGGCAGAGAAGAAGCAGAACUUCUAAAAGGAGUCUCACACUGACCCCUCGCCAGUCACCCAUAGUCUGUAAAAGGCCAUUUUUGUUGGGAGGCUCUGCUAGAGAGAUCCUACAGGAGCUUGCCAGUCAGACAUCACAGCACCAACUAUCCAUGCCAGUGGUGGUGAAUGGAAACAAGGUCCUGGAGGCUGCCAUGGAGCUAGUGAAGAGGAGUGACUUCAACCCGUCCCAUGCCCUUGCAGUGAGAUUCACAAGCAGCAAGCACAGUUCCAGCCCAGACACCUGCCCUGGCAACACCCGACACUUCCUCAGGCUCCUGGUGCAGCAGCUCCAGAACACUGUCUUUGAAGGUCCGGAUGGUGCCAAGACCCUGACCCUCGAUGCACGAGCUCUGAGGGAGGACGUCUACUUUGACGUGGGGUGUCUUCUGUCCCUGAGUCUGGUCCACGGGGGACCUCCUCUGGGCUUCUUCUCCAGGGCUCUCUACCUGUGUCUGUUCAACUUCCCCAGGGAUACACCUCUCACUGUGGAAGACAUGGGCAGCACUGUGUUCACAGACAAAGUCAAGAAGAUUCAGGAAUCCAAGUCCUUGGAGGAAUUGAGAGAGGCAAUGGAGUCAGCUUCAGAAUACCUGGAAGUGGCUGGGUGCACAAGACCAGUUGAGAGCCUUUCGGACAAAGAUACACUCGUUAAAGACAUUGUAAGCUUCCACCUAAUAACAAGAAUGCAGUUACCCGUCCAAAGGUUCUGUGAGGGUCUGAAAACCCUUGGUGUGUUUGACCAGGUCCAGAUGUUUCCAGGAGCCUUUGUUGGUCUGUUCUGUUCCUCUCAUGACAAGCUGACUGCUGACACCAUGGCAGCUCUCUUCACUGUUCAGUUUUCAGACCAGGAAGAGACCGCAGGGAAGGAGACCACUGUGGUCACCUUUUGGAGACACUACCUAUUGGAGUGUGAAGUUGGCAGAUGUGCAACAUCGCUAGAGGACGUGCUCAUCUUUGCCACCUCAGCUGAUGUGGUACCAGCUGUAGGGUUCAGCCCCAGCCCUACCUUAUCCUUCCUCCAUCCACUGGACCCGGCCGGGGCCUUCCCUGUGAGCCAGCCCAGCUCCAACCGCCUCCUGCUGCCGGUGGUACCUUCCUACCAGGCCUUCAAGAAGCACAUGGAGUAUGCAGUGUGCCAACUCACAGUCUUGCAGAUCAUUUGAUCACAGACACACAGACAGUAUUGAUCUAUAUAAGCUCAACUUUAAUAGACUGUCAAUGAACUUGUGGGACACAUUUCAUUUGGAUUCUGUACUUCAGUUGAUAUUUACUCACCUCAUAGAGUUUCAGGUUUGGGUAGGGUAUUUCCACCACGACAGAGAUAAUGCGUUUUGUAUUAUAGGCUUUAGCUGUUGACUUUUAGAAACUAUUUUACACUAAUUGAAUUGUUAGAAAGAGCAUUAGUUUAGGUACUACAAUUUGUUUGAAUGGUCUUUUCUUUGUUUGAAUGAUAUGUUUGGUAUGAAAUAUUUGUUUCUUUCUCUUUUGGGAUUUUCUUUGACAUAUUUUAUGUUGUACAUACUGAAGUGUGUGUCAAUGUUUUCUGUAAAGUUCUGUCAAUUAUAUGCUACAUUUUCUAUUUUUGUGAUUGUUCUGUUUUUUUAUGUACUGUUCAGGUUGCAUGCCUUAUUUUUCUUGGCUUUGUAUGUAUUUUCUAUGUUUAUUAACUUCAUUCUCAAGCAUUUUACUCAUGCCAAAUUAAACAUUUGCAUUUACUCU